This is a messenger RNA of Oryza brachyantha (malo sina), 498 nucleotides long. RefSeq lists its product as uncharacterized. Lineage: Eukaryota; Viridiplantae; Streptophyta; Magnoliopsida; Poales; Poaceae. Gene Ontology annotation, molecular function: nucleic acid binding. The transcript is spliced from 2 exons. The coding region runs from base 1 to 498 and encodes 165 amino acids. Gene Ontology annotation, biological process: DNA integration. The record is from RefSeq and is a predicted model, not a curated record.
AUGCGCUGCGUGCUCCCUGACAAGGGCAAACGAAUACUCCAGUCGGUCCACUCGGGCCUCUGUUGGAAGCACGCCUCGGCCAAGACGAUAGUUGGAAAGGCCCACAGGCAAGGGUUCUUCUGGCCAACCGCCGUAACAGACGCGCAAGAGUUGGGACUCAACAUUGUCGGGCCCUCCAAGCGGGCACCAGGAGGGUUCACCCACCUGUUUGUCACCAUCGACAAAUUCACUAAGUGGAUAGAAGCAAAACUGGUCGCCAUAAUCGACUCAGUGCAUGCGAAAUUCUUCAUACAGAACAUCAUCUACCGCUUUGGCAUUCUGAACCGUAUCAUUACGGACAACGGUAGGCAGUUCAUCUCUGGAGUCUUCCAAGAUUUUUGCGAGGAGCGUGGGAUUAAGAUCUGCUACGCCUCCGUAGCACACCCGAAGAGCAACGCGCAGGUUGAAAGAGCUAACGGCAUGAUCCUUCAAGGAAUCAAAACCAGGGUCUUCGACUGA